AUGUCAGGUGCUCAUAUCAUCGCUAAGGCCAUAAAGAAGCUCGGUGUUACGACGGUGUUCGGAAUCGUGGGCAUCCCCAUAGUGGAGGUUGGAGAUGCUCUCAUCAGAGAGGGAGUUCGUUUCAUAUCCUUCCGCAACGAGCAGAGUGCUGCCUACGCCGCGUCGGCCUAUGGCUAUCUCACUGGAGAGCCUGGUGUGCUGCUGGUUGUUGGCGGCCCCGGAGUUGUCCAUGCCUUGGCUGGUGUUCUCAACUCGAACUCCAAUAGAUGGCCUCUCCUAGUACUGGCGGGCUCUGCAGGUGUUGAUGAUUUGACGAAGGGAGGGUUCCAGGAGCUGGACCAGCUGAGCCUCCUGGCCCCGAUGACCAAGUUUGCUGCAAAGGUUCAGCAGUUGGAUCAAGUUCCUGAUUUGCUGUACAAAGCGUAUAAGAGCGCAAUGUUCGGUACUCCAGGCACUGCUUAUAUUGAUUUACCGGCAGACGUUGUUGAACUGGAGGGCGUGGAUCCAAAGCUGGAGAGUGCUAUCUUGCGUAGAGUCACUACACUGACCAAGGCCUCCAUUCCAAGGUUCAUCCCUCCAAGGUCUCAGGUGGAACAAGCUGCUGCUCUGUUGCGAAAUGCGAAGUCACCACUUGUUGUCAUCGGCAAGGGCUCAGCAUACGCCAAUGCUUCCUCACAGAUUAGAAAGUUCAUCAAUGACCAUAACCUGCCGUUUUUGCCAACCCCAAUGGGGAAAGGCGUCGUGCCAGACUCCUCUGAUUUGAACGUUUCUAGCGCAAGGUCACAGGCAUUGAAGAAUGCCGAUGUUGUGUUGAUACUCGGUGCACGGUUGAACUGGAUCUUACAUUUUGGUGAAUCUCCAAGAUGGCAAGCCGACGUGAAGUUCAUCCAAGUGGACAGCAACCCUGAGGAGAUUGGAUAUAACACUGCAUCAUCCACGAAUUACGGGCUAUGUGGUGAUAUUUCACUGGUGACUAGUGAAUUGGAUGCACUACUGGGGAACUACAGAGCCGAGGAAUUGCCUAGAUCCAUCAUUGACACCAUUGCGAAGAACAACAAGUCAUUGGCAGCUAAGGAGAUUGCCAAAGCUCCGCAGCUGAACUACAACUUGGUCUAUAAAGUGCUCCGUGAGUUGAUUGACCCUGUUGAGAAGGAUACGAUCCUCAUCACUGAGGGUGCAAACACCAUGGACGUUGCACGUAUCUCAUUCCCUCAAAACUAUCCGAAACAACGACUGGAUGCUGGGACCAACGCUACAAUGGGGAUUGGUUUGGGCUAUGCAAUUGCUGCAAAGGUUUCGAACCCAGAUAAGAAAGUGAUUGCCAUUGAAGGCGAUUCAGCCUUUGGAUUCUCUGGAAUGGAACUGGAAACAGCAGUACGCUCUCAUUUACCAAUCAUAGUCGUUGUCAUGAACAACAGUGGCAUAUAUCGUGGAGUUCCAGAUGCCGAAGAGUAUGACCAUUACGAAAGCUUGCCCUCUACGGCAUUAGGACAGCAGACAAAGUAUGAUCUGUUGGCAAAGGGAUUAGGAGCCAAUGGAGUCACUGCCACGACUCAGGAACAGGUGUCAACUGCGUUCAAAGAAGCUCUAGUAGCAUUGGAUCGUGGAGAAUCUACUCUCAUUAAUGUAAUCAUUGGACCAGGAGUGCAAAAGAAGGUUGGUUUUGGAUGGCAGAACAAGAAGGCCAAGUUAUGA
Molecule: messenger RNA, 1695 nt
Organism: Williopsis jadinii
Lineage: Eukaryota; Fungi; Ascomycota; Saccharomycetes; Phaffomycetales; Wickerhamomycetaceae
Gene: PXP1
Product: putative indolepyruvate decarboxylase family protein
Exons: 1
Coding region: 1-1695 (564 amino acids)
Biological process (GO): fatty acid alpha-oxidation
Cellular component (GO): peroxisome
Molecular function (GO): magnesium ion binding; catalytic activity; thiamine pyrophosphate binding
Source: RefSeq, a predicted model, not a curated record